Molecule: messenger RNA, 408 nt
Organism: Echinococcus granulosus
Lineage: Eukaryota; Metazoa; Platyhelminthes; Cestoda; Cyclophyllidea; Taeniidae
Exons: 3
Coding region: 1-408 (135 amino acids)
Source: RefSeq, a predicted model, not a curated record
AUGUAUUGUCAAAGCCUUAAUAUUAAACUCUUUUUUGCAAGCCAUUCUCAUAAUUUAGAAAAUUCUCAAAAUAAAUGCAAAUUUGGAGUCGGGUCCUAUUACAGAUACAUUUGGGUCAUAAAUGGACUUAAACCUUACCCAACAAAUCAAAGGUGCAUUUAUAUAAACUCAUUAAAAAAGCUUUAUAUGCAUCGUAAUAGUUACAUAGCGCCUAAAUUCAAGAAGGCAAAAUAUGAUGCAACAUUUCUACGCCCUUCUUUGAGGUUUCUAAUAUCACAUAUCAUGAUUGCACCUGCAGCAUAUAAUAAUGUUGGUAGUGUUGGUGCUAACAAUACUAAAGGUCUCUUUAAACGAUUAUUCAAUGUAUCACUUUUUGAUCAUAAUACACAUCAUAUAAAACUAACUUAG